Molecule: messenger RNA, 3382 nt
Organism: Cynocephalus volans (Philippine flying lemur)
Lineage: Eukaryota; Metazoa; Chordata; Mammalia; Dermoptera; Cynocephalidae
Gene: TMCC2
Product: transmembrane and coiled-coil domain family 2
Exons: 5
Coding region: 1-2136 (711 amino acids)
Biological process (GO): amyloid precursor protein metabolic process
Cellular component (GO): endomembrane system
Source: RefSeq, a predicted model, not a curated record
AUGAAGAGGUGCAAAUCAGACGAGCUGCAGCAACAGCAGGGCGAGGAGGAUGGCGCUGGGCUGGAAGACGCCGCUUGCCACCUGCCGGGCGCGGACCUCCGGCCUGGGGAAGCCACGGGUGCUAACUCUGCGGGCGGACCAACUUCAGACGCCGGCGCUGCCGCGGCGCCCAACCCGGGGCCCCGAAGCAAGCCUCCUGAUUUAAAGAAAAUCCAGCAGCUCUCAGAGGGCUCCAUGUUUGGCCACGGCCUGAAGCACCUGUUCCACAGCCGCCGCAGGUCACGGGAGAGGGAGCACCAGACAUCUCAGGAUUCCCAACAGCAGCAGCAGCAGCAGGGCAUGUCUGACCAUGACUCCCCGGAUGAGAAGGAGCGCUCCCCGGAGAUGCACCGUGUCUCCUAUGCCAUGUCCCUGCAUGACCUGCCCGCCCGACCCACCGCCUUCAACCGUGUGCUGCAGCAGAUCCGCUCCCGGCCCUCCAUCAAGCGGGGCGCCAGCCUGCACAGCAGCAGCGGGGGCAGCAGCAGCGGGGGCAGCAGCCGGCGCACCAAGAGCAGCUCCCUGGAGCCCCAGCGUGGCAGCCCCCACCUGCUACGCAAGGCCCCCCAGGACAGCGGCCUGGCCGCCAUCCUGCACCAGCACCAGUGCCGCCCCCGCUCCUCCUCCACCACCGACACCGCCCUGCUGCUGGCCGAUGGCAGCAACGUGUACCUCCUGGCUGAGGAGGCUGAGGGCAUCGGGGACAAGGUCGACAAAGGAGACCUCGUGACCCUGAGCCUCCCUUCUGGACCCGGCCAUGGUGACACCGACGGCCCCAUCAGCCUGGACGUGCCAGAUGGGGCACCGGACCCCCAGCGGACCAAGGCUGCCAUCGACCACCUGCACCAGAAGAUCCUGAAGAUCACCGAGCAGAUCAAAAUCGAGCAGGAGGCACGGGACGACAACGUGGCGGAGUACCUGAAGCUGGCCAACAAUGCAGACAAGCAGCAGGUGUCGCGCAUCAAGCAGGUGUUUGAGAAGAAGAACCAGAAGUCGGCCCAGACCAUCGCCCAGCUGCACAAGAAGCUGGAGCACUACCGCCGGCGGCUGAAGGAGAUCGAGCAGAACGGGCCCUCGCGGCAGCCCAAGGACGUGCUGCGGGACAUGCAGCAGGGGCUGAAGGACGUGGGCGCUAACGUGCGUGCCGGCAUCAGUGGCUUCGGGGGCGGCGUGGUGGAGGGUGUCAAGGGCAGCCUCUCGGGCCUCUCGCAGGCCACCCACACCGCUGUGGUGUCCAAGCCCCGGGAGUUUGCCAGCCUCAUCCGCAACAAGUUUGGCAGUGCCGACAACAUUGCCCACCUGAAGGACCCUCUGGAAGAUGGGCCCUCCGAGGAGGCAGCACGGGCAUUGAGCGGCAGUGCCACGCUUGUGUCCAGUCCCAAGUACGGCAGUGACGACGAGUGUUCCAGUGCCAGUGCCAGCUCAGCCGGGGCAGGCAGCAACUCUGGGGCAGGGCCUGGUGGGGCACUGGGAAGCCCCAAGUCCAACACGCUGUAUGGCGCCCCUGGAAGCCUGGACACACUGCUGGAGGAGCUGCGGGAGAUCAAGGAGGGACAGUCACACCUGGAGGACUCCAUGGAGGACCUGAAGACUCAGCUGCAGAGGGACUACACCUACAUGACCCAGUGCCUGCAAGAGGAGCGCUACAGGUAUGAGCGGCUGGAGGAGCAGCUCAACGACCUGACUGAGCUUCACCAGAAUGAGAUGUCAAACCUGAAGCAGGAGCUGGCCAGCAUGGAGGAGAAGGUCGCCUACCAGUCCUAUGAGAGGGCUCGGGACAUCCAGGAGGCCGUGGAGUCCUGCCUGACCCGGGUCACCAAGCUGGAGCUGCAGCAGCAACAGCAGCAGGUGGUGCAGCUGGAGGGUGUGGAGAAUGCCAACGCGCGGGCGCUGCUGGGCAAGUUCAUCAACGUGAUCCUGGCGCUCAUGGCCGUGCUGCUGGUGUUCGUAUCCACCAUUGCCAACUUCAUCACGCCCCUCAUGAAGACGCGCCUGCGCAUCACCAGCACCGCCCUCCUGGUCCUCGUCCUCUUCCUCCUCUGGAAGCAUUGGGACUCCCUCACCUACCUCCUGGAGCACGUGUUGCUGCCCAGCUGAGUGGCCAGCGCCCUGUGCCGUGCUCUCUGGCCCCAGCUGGCCACACUUCUUCAGGAGGAACUCAAGGACUCCCGACUCCCUUGGACUUCUUCAUGUAUCCGGUUUGGCCUCCUGCCCAAACUGUCCAUUCCAGCAGUUCCUGCCCCCUUCUCUGUACUUGUUUCUGUCUGACCCCUUCUCCCUGUUGGCCUGAAGGGAGCUUAGAGUGCAGCCCUGGCUUGAGACAGUGGGGACACCUGUGGCCCAGUGGCGCAGAGGAUGACACCAGGAUUGGGUUGUUUUGAUUAGUUACAGUCUUACAAGGACUCCUCCCAGCUGACCUCGGUUUGCCCCAGAUCAGGAAGGCCACUGAAGAAUAGAAUAGGAGAGGGCUCUGCCUCAGCUUCCCUCGGGCAGAGUCCACCCUGGAGGCAACUAUGGUCCCCUCCGGUGGAGGUGGUCAGGUUGAAGGCAAGAGAGCGAGGGGGGAGGCUCUGCUGGCUGCAGGGAGUGCAGGGUCCCCAGGCUUCGGGAACCUCCGGAGCCAGAGAGCAGGCCCAGAGCAGCUACUUGGGAGCUCAGCCAACCCCUCACCCUUCUUCCCUUUAGAGCUGGUUUGAAGCUGGCUUCUGGGGCUGGCCUUUUCUGUGGUUUGAAGGAUGCAGGCUCUGGAGACCGGGUGGGCUGUGGCCUUGGUCUUGUGUUUUCCCUGCUGUUCUUUCUGCCUGUCUCUGGAUCUGCUAUUUUCAGGGAAACAGGCCCCAGAGGCUCCAAGCCUCAGUCUAAGCCCUUAGGCCUCUGGGAGCCUGUUGGGUUCUAUUUAUUUAUUUAUUUGUUCCUCAUCCCUUACCCCCACGUCUUCCCCGCCGAACUCCAGGGAGAGGUCCUGCCCAUCCUCUCUCUGAAGCCAGGGCUUAUUAUUGGCUCAUCAGGCACUUCCAUACCAUUUAGCCUCUGCAUAGUCCUGGCUGGGAGAAGUGGGACAGAGCCACCCAGCACCGCUCUCCCGAAGCAGCCCCCAGCCAGGAUGGGAGGAGCGUGGCCUCUUUUAUACGUCUAUUUAUUUUGUAAGUGUGUGUUUGUGUGGAGGAGGUUGUUUAUUGCUUUAUUUUUUUAAGGCUCUGGAGUGUUGUGUAUGGUUUCUCUUCACAUCCCAGCCUCCCCAUGGGCACUUCCAAGAAGAGAGGGGAUUUCUCUGAAAAGGACAGAGGAAUCCCCUAGAGCGGGGGAAAACAGUGCCUGCCAGCUGUGUGGACCUUCCCGAGAA